Messenger RNA from Paramecium octaurelia, 597 nucleotides. The record is from the annotation of a GenBank genome assembly. Lineage: Eukaryota; Ciliophora; Oligohymenophorea; Peniculida; Parameciidae.
AAUAACAAAAUACAAACUACAAUGAUACAAUGAUACAGUAAGAGUUUAAAAGUGUUGAUGUUAAGGAUGUUCUUUACUAUAUGGAGUAUUUUUAUGAGAGAGAUAUGUGAAUGCAAUUGUAAAAAUUGGAUGGAAUAAUUAUUUGUAAUAAUCGAAUAGUUAUCUAAUUUGAUCAGCCUUUAGAAUCAUAUAAAAAGAAAACAAAGCCAAACUUGACUCAUAAGAUUUAUGUUCUCAAUUUACCUAUAGGUUCUCUAUAAUAAUAAGUUAAUGCAGAAGAUUAGGAAAGAAUUUUGGACAUGAUUUUUCAAAACCAAUUAUUUGGAUGUAUGAAAUAGUAAGUUCAACAGAAAUUAAAUUGUAUAUUAAUGAGAAAGUUUGUAAGUGGAUCUGCAGAAUUUAUAUAAUUAAAAUGGAGUUUAGUUUAGGGAAAACCUUUAUGCAUUUAUUUUAAAUAGAUCAGGGCUAUGAAAGUAAUGCAAAAAAAUUUGAUAACAUCUCAAAUAAUACUAGGAAUCCAGUUCAAUUUGAAAAAUAUAAGGGUAGAGAGAAGGUUGUGCAAAGUAGUUGUAGGAAUAGAAACAAUGAGAUGAUAAU